GGCCGCAGCGGCGUUGGCGCGUCCCCGCCCGGCUGGCGCUCGCGGUGUCAGUGUGGGCGGCCCGGCCCCGGGAAGGUCAAGAUGGAAGAGAUCCUGAGGAAGCUGCAGAAGGAGGCGUCCGGCAGCAAGUACAAAGCCAUCAAGGAGAGCUGCACCUGGGCCCUGGAAACCCUGGGUGGUCUGGACACCAUUGUCAAGAUUCCUCCCCACCUGCUGAGAGAGAAAUGCCUGCUGCCUCUCCAGUUGGCUUUGGAAUCCAAGAACGUGAAGCUGGCUCAACAUGCCUUGGCAGGGAUGCAGAAGCUGCUCUCUGAAGAGAGGUUUGUAUCCAUGGAAACAGACUCUGAUGAGAAGCAGCUGCUCAAUCAGGUCCUGAAUGCUGUGAAAGUGACGCCUUCGCUCAAUGAAGACCUGCAGGUGGAAGUGAUGAAGGUUCUGCUGUGCAUCACCUACACCCCAGCAUUCGACCUGAACGGGAGUGCUGUGCUGAAGAUCGCCGAGGUGUGCAUCGAGACAUACACGUGUAGCUGUCACCAGCGCAGUAUAAACACUGCAGUGCGGGCCACUCUCAGUCAGAUGCUAAGCGACUUGACCUUACAGUUACGACAGAGGCAAGAGAACACGAUAAUUGAAAACCCAGAUGUACCACAGGAAUUCGGGAGUCAAGGGUCAUCGGUAGAGGCCCUCUGUGAUGAUGUUGUCUCUGUCCUCGCCGUCCUGUGUGAGAAGCUUCAAGCCUCCAUAAACGACAGCCAGCAGCUGCAGCUUCUGUACUUGGAGUGCAUUCUGUCUGUGCUCAGCAGCUCCUCCUCCGCCAUGCACCUGCACAGGGGCUUCACCGACCUCAUCUGGAAAAACUUGUGCCCCGCCCUCAUCGUGAUCCUGGGGAACCCUGUUCAUGACAAAACCAUCACCUCUGCUCACAGCAGCAGCACCAGCGCCAGCGUGGAGUCGGACUCGGCCUCUCCGGGCAUCUCUGACCACGGCCGGGGCUCCGGCUGCUCCUGCACCGCGCCGGCCCUCAGCGGGCCCGUGGCUCGCACCAUCUACUACCUUGCAGCCGAGCUCGUCCGCCUGGUGGGCUCAGUGGACUCCAUGAAGCCCGUGCUGCAGUCCCUCUACCACCGCGUGCUGCUGUACCCGCCUCCCCAGCACCGCGUGGAAGCCAUCAAGAUCAUGAAGGAGAUACUUGGGAGCCCACAGCGCCUCUGUGACCUAGCAGGACCUAGCUCCACGGAGCCAGAACCCAGGAAAAGAUCAAUUUCAAAACGGAAGUCUCACCUGGAUCUUCUCAAACUCAUCAUGGAUGGCAUGACGGAGGCGUGCAUCAAGGGUGGCAUCGAGGCCUGCUACGCUGCCGUGUCCUGUGUGUGCACCUUGCUGGGGGCUCUGGACGAGCUCAGCCAGGGCAAGGGCCUGAGUGACAGGCAGGUCCAGCUGCUGCUCCUGCGCCUGGAAGAGCUGAGGGACAGGGACGUGGCCGAGUCCAGCCGAGACUCCAUGGAGAUCAACGAGGCUGACUUCCGCUGGCAGAGGCGCGUGCUGUCCUCGGAGCACACGCCCUGGGAGGCAGGCAACGAGAGGAGCCCUGACAUCAGCAUCAGUGUCACCACGGACACCGGCCAGACCACCUUAGAGGGAGAGUUGGGUCAGACGACACCCGAGGACCACACAGAGAACCACAAGAAUGGGCUCAAGUCUCCAGCCAUCCAGGAGGGCAAGGAGACACUGGGCAAAGUGUCGGAGCCCGAGGCAGUAGACCAGCCCGACGUGGUUCAGAGGAGCCACACGGUGGCUUACCCCGACAUCACCAACUUCCUGUCAGUGGACUGCAGGAUGCGGUCCUACGGCUCUAGGUACAGUGAGAGCAACUUCAGCGUGGAUGAGCAGGACCUGUCGAGGACCGAGUUUGAUUCCUGUGACCAGUACUCAAUGGCAGCGGAGAAGGACUCAGGCAGGUCGGACGUGUCGGACAUCGGGUCGGACAACUGUUCGCUGGCUGACGAGGAGCAGACCCCUCGGGACUGCCUGGGGCACCGGUCCUUGCGAACAGCCGCUCUGUCUCUCAAACUGCUGAAGAACCAGGAGGCCGACCAGCACAGCGCCCGGCUGUUCGUGCAGGCCCUGGAGAGCCUCCUGCCUCAGCUGCUGGCGCUCUCCAGCGUGGAGGAGGUGGACUCAGCCCUCCAGAACUUCGCCUCUACUUUCUGCUCAGGCAUGAUGCACUUGCCCGGCUUUGACAGCAGCAGCAGCCUUAGCUUCCAGAUGCUGAUGAACGCCGACAGCCUGUACAUGGCCGCACACUGCGCCCUGCUGCUCAACCUGAAGCUGUCACACGGCGACUACUACAGGAAGCGGCCAGCCCUGGCACCCGGCAUGCUGAAAGAGUUCAUGAAGCAGGUGCAGACCAGCGGGGUACUGGUGGUCUUCUCCCAGGCCUGGAUCGAGGAGCUGUACCACCAGGUGCUGGACAGAAACAUGCUGGGCGAGGCCGGCUACUGGGGCAGCCCGGAGGACAACAGCCUGCCACUCCUCACCAUGCUGACGGACAUUGAUGGCUUAGAGAGCAGUGCAAUUGGUGGCCAGCUGAUGGCCUCUGCUUCUACAGAGUCACCUUUUACCCAGAGCAGGAUAGUUGACGACUCCACAGUGGCAGGUGUGGCAUUUGCUCGCUAUAUUCUGGUCGGCUGCUGGAAGAACCUGAUCGAUACUCUGUCAACCCCACUAACUGGCCGCAUGGCGGGGAGCUCCAAAGGGCUGGCGUUCAUCCUGGGAGCUGAGGGCAUCAAAGAGCAGAACCAAAAGGAGCGCGACGCCAUCUGCAUGAGCCUGGACGGGCUGCGGAAAGCUGCCAGGCUGAGCUGUGCGCUAGGGGUUGCUGCUAACUGCGCCUCAGCCCUCGCUCAGAUGGCUGCUGCCUCCUGCGUCCAGGAAGAGAAGGAGGAAAGGGAAGUCCAAGAACCCAGUGACACCAUAGCACAAGUGAAACUAAAAGUGGAGCAGAAACUGGAGCAGAUGGGGAAGGUGCAGGGGGUGUGGCUGCACACGGCCCACGUCUUGUGCAUGGAUGCCAUCCUCAGCGUAGGCCUGGAGAUGGGAAGCCACAACCCGGACUGCUGGCCACACGUGUUCAGGGUGUGUGAGUAUGUGGGCACCUUGGAGCACACUCACUUCAGUGACAGUGCCUCACAGCCUCCUCUGGCCCUCAGCCAGCCCCAGAAGAUGGCAUCCGGGGCGUGUGGGAUCCUUGGGGACCUGGAGUGCGAGGGCUCAUCCCAGGAGCCAAGCGUGGAGCAGGGGCCCUCCCUGAGCACGGCCCCUGUGGUCCAGCCUCUGUCCAUCCCAGAGCUCGUCCGGGAAGGGAGCCGGGGCCGGGCCUCUGACUUCCGUGGUGGCAGCCUCAUGAGUGGGAGCAGCGCCGCCAAGGUGGUGCUCAGCCUCUCCACCCAGGCCGACAGGCUUUUUGAAGAUGCUACAGAUAAACUGAACCUCAUGGCUCUGAGCGGCUUCCUUUACCAGCUGAAGAAAGCGUCACAGUCCCAGCUUUUCCAUUCUGUUACGGAUACAGUGGAUUACUCUCUGGCAAUGCCAGGGGAAGUUAAAUCCACCCAGGACCGAAAAAGUGCGCUCCACCUGUUCCGCCUGGGGGACGCCAUGCUGAGGAUCGUGCGGAGCAAAGCACGCCCCCUGCUGCAUGUGAUGCGCUGCUGGAGCCUGGUGGCCCCGCAUCUGGUGGAGGCUGCCUGCCACAGGGAGAGACAUGUGUCUCAGAAGGCGGUGUCCUUCAUCCACGACAUCCUCACGGAGGUUCUCACGGACUGGAAUGAGCCACCUCAUUUUCACUUUCACGAAGCUCUCUUCCGACCCUUCGAGCGUAUUAUGCAGCUGGAGCUAUGUGAUGAAGAUGUCCAAGACCAGGUGGUGACAUCCAUCGGGGAGCUGGUGGAAGUGUGUUCCGCGAAGAUCCAGUCCGGGUGGCGGCCCCUGUUCAGUGCCCUGGAGACCGUGCAUGGCGGGGACAAGUCCGAGAUGAAGGAGUACCUCGUGGGGGACUGCUCCAUGGGAAAAGGCCAAGCUCCGGUGUUCGAUGUGUUUGAAGCUUUUCUCAAUACCGACAACAUCCAGGUCUUUGCUAAUGCAGCCACCAGUUACAUCAUGUGCCUUAUGAAGUUUGUCAAAGGACUGGGGGAGGUGGACUGCAAAGAGAUUGGAGACUGCGUCCCAGGACCAGGAGCCCCGUCCACAGACCUGUGCCUGCCUGCCCUGGAUUACCUCAGGCGCUGUUCGCAGUUAUUGGCCAAGAUCUACAAAAUGCCCCUGAAGCCGAUAUUCCUUAGUGGGCGACUUGCCAGCUUGCCUCGAAGGUUUCAGGAGCAGUCAACAAGCAGUGAGGAUGGGAUUGAGUCAGUCCUGGCUGAUUUUGAUGACGAUACCGGUCUGAUAGAAGUCUGGAUCACCCUAUUGGAGCAGCUCACAGCAGCUGUGUCCAAUUGUCCACGUCAACACCAGCCGCCAACCUUGGAUUUACUCUUUGAGCUGUUGAGAGACGUUACCAAAACACCUGGACCAGGGUUUGGAAUGUAUGCAGUCGUCCACCUUCUCCUUCCUGUGAUGUCCCUGUGGCUGCGCCGUAGCCAUAAAGACCAUUCCUACUGGGACGUGGCCUCUGCUAACUUCAAGCACGCCAUCGGGCUGUCGUGCGAGCUGGUGGUGGAACAUAUCCAGAGCUUUCUGCACUCGGACAUCAGGUACGAGAGCAUGAUCAACACCAUGCUGAAGGACCUCUUCGAGUUGCUGGUGGCCUGUGUGGCCAAACCCACAGAGACCAUCUCCAGAGUGGGCUGUUCCUGCAUUAGGUACGUGCUGGUGACGGCGGGCCCGGUGUUCACGGAGGAAAUGUGGCGGCUCGCCUGCUGUGCCCUGCAGGAAGCCUUCUCCGCCACCCUCAAGCCAGUGAAGGACUUGCUGGGCUGCUUCCACAGCGGCACGGAGAGCUUCAGCGGGGAAGGCUGCCAGGUGCGGGUGGCGGCCCCAUCCUCCUCCCCGAGUGCCGAGGCCGAGUACUGGCGCAUCAGAGCCAUGGCCCAGCAGGUAUUCAUGUUGGACACCCAGUGCUCCCCAAAGACUCCAAACAACUUUGAUCAUGCUCAGUCCUGCCAGCUCAUCAUCGAGCUGCCCCCGGAUGAGAAACCGAACGGACACACCAAGAAAAGCGUCUCUUUCAGGGAAAUCGUGGUGAGCCUGUUGUCGCACCAGGUGCUGCUCCAGAACCUGUACGACAUCCUGCUGGAAGAGUUUGUUAAAGGUCCCUCUCCUGGAGAGGACAAGACGGUCCAGGUGCCGGAUGCCAAGCUGGCCGGCUUCCUCAGAUACAUCUCCAUGCAGAACUUGGCGGUCAUCUUUGACCUGCUGCUGGACUCGUACAGGACAGCCCGAGAGUUUGACACCAGCCCGGGCCUGAAGUGCCUGCUGAAGAAGGUGUCUGGCAUCGGGGGCGCCGCCAACCUCUACCGCCAGUCCGCCAUGAGCUUUAACAUCUACUUCCACGCGCUGGUGUGUGCUGUGCUCACCAACCAGGAAGCCAUCACUGCUGAGCAAGUGAAGAAGGUCCUUUUUGAGGACGACGAAAGAAGCACAGAUUCUUCCCAGCAGUGCUCUUCGGAGGAUGAAGACAUCUUCGAGGAGACGGCCCAGGUGAGUCCCCCGCGAGGCAAGGAGAAGAGGCAGUGGAGGGCGCGGAUGCCCUCGCUCAGCGCGCAGCCUGUCAGCAAUGCCGACUGGGUGUGGCUCGUGAAGCGGCUGCACAAGCUGUGCAUGGAGCUGUGCAACAACUACAUCCAGAUGCACCUGGACCUGGAGAGCUGCGUGGAGGAGCCGCCCGUCCUCAAGAGCGACCCGUUCUUCAUCCUGCCCUCCUUCCAGUCCGAAUCGUCCACCCCGUCCACUGGGGGCUUCUCUGGGAAAGACACGCCUUCCGAGGAUGACCGAAGUCAGAUCCGAGAGCACCUGGGCGAGUGUCUGGGCCUGCGGGUGGGCAGCGGGGAUGUGCUGAUGCUGCCCCCCAGCCCCAAAGUGGAGAGGAAGGACGCCGGCCGGAAGAAAGAGUGGUGGGAGAACGCUGGCAACAAAAUCUACACCAUGGCGGCCGACAAGACCAUUUCCAAGCUGAUGACCGAGUACAAAAAGAGGAAGCAGCAACACAACCUGCCCACCUUCCCCAAGGAGGUCAAAGUGGAGAAGAAGGGAGAGCCACUGGGGCCCCGGGGGCCAGACUCCCCGCUGCUUCAGCGUCCCCAGCACCUGAUGGACCAAGGGCAAAUGCGGCACUCCUUCAGCGCGGGCCCCGAGCUGCUGCGCCAGGACAAGAGGCCGCGCUCCGGCUCCACCGGGAGCUCCCUGAGUGUCUCCGUGAGAGACGCUGAAGCACAGAUCCAGGCAUGGACCAACAUGGUGCUAACAGUCCUCAACCAGAUCCAGAUCCUCCCAGACCAGACCUUCAUCGCCCUCCAGCCCGCCGUGUUCCCGUGCAUCAGCCAGCUGACCUGUCACGUGACUGACGUCAGAGUGCGCCAGGCCGUGAGAGAAUGGCUGGGCAGAGUGGGCCGUGUCUAUGACAUCAUUGUGUAGCAGGCUCGAAUUCCAUUUCCAAGGAUGUAGGCGAGCCAGGGUCAGAGUCUGCCUGCCAACCUAACAGAGAGCAUCCCCCUCUAUGUAAGAGGUUUCAGAGAGUAUUCCCUAAGGUAAGAAAGCCUUUCCAACUAUUCCGUAAAGAAUACCCCUUGGGCCAUCCUGGAUACCAAGGUGACAUCCAGAUGACACCAGUGAUCUUCUGAUUUUGCACAUUAUUACAGAAGAUUCUGCAUUCUUUGAUAUAGUUCUAACUCUUGAAGUUUAUUUCCAAGUGCUUUUGCUUGCAGUGUUGUCCCCAGAUGGAUCAUUUUCAAAGACCACUCCUUUGAAAACACUACAUAGAUCCAUUGGAGUCAUCAUUUUAAAAGUAAAUGCAAUUCCUAAAGAACUACGCGCUUGUAAGUCGAGCUGAUGUAUAAACACUCAUAUCUAGUACCAGGCAUUAUUAGUUAGAAGCAAGCUUAUAGUAUGAUUAUCAGCUUGGCUGGGAAGAAAACAGCUACUAAAAGGUAUUUUUCAACGCCACAGUCAAGCAACAGAUUAUUUCUGCUGUGAAAUAUUGCGGAACAUUUCAACAUUAUUCCUAAAUUGUUAAGAUUUUCAGGUUAAUAUUUGCUAGUUUCCCCCAUAAAAGGUACUGUCGUGCCUUUCUCUGUUUCUAAAGAAAGAAAUUCUUUCCUAGCGAGCUUGUAAGUCUGGCUUGGCAGCCUUUAACACAAAGGAUCCCAUAGUUCUGGCUGACACAUCUAUUGUUCAGAGACAACAGGAAAGGAAAGAAAAAAGGUGCCUUAGUCCUUUGUUGCACAGACAUUUCUAUGCCCCACAACUAUCUGAACCUAAGGUACAACACUCGGUUUUUAAGAGAACCAAAUAUUAAGAUGUAACUCAUUUUAUAGUAGUAUUCUUGGAGGAAAGGCACUCAGAGUCCUCCAUCCAGUGAGCAGACUUCUCAGGGAAGGGGCAGGAAGUGUGGGGCAGGGAGACAGCUGGAAGGGGUGGGAGAGGGGACCGUCGUGAAACAUGAUGCAGCAAAUAUGAAGUGAGAAACAAGCUGUAGUCUCAUAAGAAGACAGGACUAAAGGACAAAGAGACGCAAUGAAUUUUAGAAAAUUAUUUUUUCUAUUUAAAAUAUGUCUCUUUAUGUUUAAAGUCCUUUUAUUUGGACCAAUAUUUUCAGUAGAUAUUUCUUUCCCUAAGUAUUAUUAGAAAAUGAAUUUGAAGCCUUUAUUUUAUUACAGUAUGUGUGUAUAUGCAGACAUACAUACACACACUUUUUUU
Chinchilla lanigera (long-tailed chinchilla) is the source of this 7908-nucleotide messenger RNA. It is a transcript of the gene Arfgef3, whose product is annotated as ARFGEF family member 3. Gene Ontology annotation, molecular function: guanyl-nucleotide exchange factor activity. Gene Ontology annotation, biological process: regulation of ARF protein signal transduction. The record is from RefSeq and is a predicted model, not a curated record. NCBI's taxonomy places the organism in Eukaryota, Metazoa, Chordata, Mammalia, Rodentia, Chinchillidae.